AUGCCCAACAACUCGGCGAUCAGCAACAGUAAAAAGCGACCACUGGUGAGUGUCUCCACAUCGGUGCCCAAAUACGCAGGACCUGCUUGGGUUUUGGCACUGCAGACGAAGAAGAACACAUCUCGGCUGAACAGCACGUUCAGGCUGAUGGCCAUGCGGGUGUCUAGCGCAUCUCGUCAGAGAGCACACGGUGAGGUGAACUUCCACAUGCCGCAGUUCUGGUCUAGUCAUGGCUGUUUCAAAAAGUAUCUGAAUAGGUUCGGCCACGUGAGUUCGCCAUUCUGCAUCGCGUGCGGAGAUGCAGAGGAAACGCCUGAGCACGUAGUCCUCGAAUGCCCGCGAUUCGAGCACGAGCGAAACGGAAUGAGAACCAUUGUCGGUGAGGACGUUAACAUGACCAAUAUUGUCGAAAGAAUGUGUGCGAGCAAAGAAAAAUGGGACGCGGUGAACAGAACAGUCGUUCAGAUUAUGUCAGCGUUGCAACGAAGCUGGCGAGAGGAGCAACGACCAGCAACGUAG
Topomyia yanbarensis is the source of this 519-nucleotide messenger RNA. RefSeq lists its product as uncharacterized. Bases 1 to 519 code for a protein of 172 amino acids. The record is from RefSeq and is a predicted model, not a curated record. Lineage: Eukaryota; Metazoa; Arthropoda; Insecta; Diptera; Culicidae. The transcript is spliced from 2 exons.